AUGCGAGUUCACCUCCGCGUGCCACCAACAAAAAAGCUCGGCAACCCCCGCGGACUUCCCAUCGUCUAUUCGGGUAUUCGAACGGGGAUCACCGGUGAGAACCAUCUCAUCUAUCGGCCGGCGAUCGUCGAGAAUUCCCGAGAGAUUUACCCGUCGAUGCGCACAAUUUACAAGGAUGACGACUGGUUAAAUGAGCCCCAAUUCGUCCCCUCUUUUGACGUUGGCGAGCACGUGUAUUUCUUUUUCCGCGAGAUCCACGGGAAUGUCCACCUCCUAUUCCGCGUUUCCCACCUCGGCAAUCUGUCUUCCAGU
Mesorhabditis belari is the source of this 312-nucleotide messenger RNA. Lineage: Eukaryota; Metazoa; Nematoda; Chromadorea; Rhabditida; Rhabditidae. The record is from the annotation of a GenBank genome assembly.